CAAUAGAGGAUGACAGUGGUGGGCAUAGCUCAACUAGUACUAAGGGAAUACCCACUCUCUAAAAUCCUUUUUUUUUACAAUAGACGAUGCCCUUCCCAGACUCCAAUUCCCAGUUCUGAUUUCCCGUAGGGUCCUGCUGGUCGACGAUCCACUGCUCUUUCGUUCCGGGCUGGCGGCUGCUGUUUUAAACUGGACAAAUUCAUUGUUCUUCCAGGUGAUUCUCAACAUGAAUUUCGAUUUGGAUUACUAUGUUAGAAAACAUCCCAAUGUCUCGAAGAGGGAGAUGGAGAAGAUCUGGGAGGUUGUAACCGGUGUGACCAAGCCGGAGUAUUGUAAGGGUCUUUUUGAGUUCCGCGUAGAAACUCUUGAUUAUGAAAAAGGACAAGAGAAAGUUAACGGUAAUUGAUGAUAGUGAUGAUGACACUGAUACAACUAUGUUAACUGCCAAAGAGGGAAACGAUAUUGAGGCACCUCAACUGGCUUGGACUCUUCAUCCACACAUAAAUAAACCAUGCCCAUCACCAGCAAUAGAGGUGUUCUCGGUCAUCAUUGGUCGGGAGAAUUGGAAAGAAAUGAAUAUAUAUGGCUCAAUUGAAGUAUCGUUCGAUUAUGGUGGGUUCAGUGUCUUUAAAAAAAAUGAAGGCGUUACUGUGAGGUUACUUGAGGGAAGGAAAAGUUUACCAAUGUUAAAUGGAUCCGGAGUAUUCGAGGAUUGUUGUUCGUUGAAGUUGGAGUGUGAUUUGAAGGAUGUGUGUGAUUCCACCCUAAACAUCAAGGGAUAUGUUGAGUGGGAUGCCGGGGUUCUAAGUUCUUCUUUAUUUUAUGACCGGCAUUUGUGUGCAGUGAUUCAAGGAGAAAGUGGAUUUGCAGCUCUCCAUUAUUCCAUCUUUUUAAGUGCUGUGCAAGCCAACCUGAAAGUCUUCUAUAAGCCCAAAAAGAGAUUACCGGAAACUAUCGAUGCCCCUCCAAGUGUUUGGGGAAGUCUUCUUGCUCGAUGCGGAAAGUUUGAGUACUUAUCACAAUAUAGCAGAGAUUGCUAUAAAACCAUGCUAUUCGAGAGAACUGAGGAGGAUUCCAUACAAAUCAUUGGUGAUGGCAUCGUUCCACUUUCACGGUCUGUUGUUGUUGUUGUUGUUGUUCCAUCCGAUUCCUUUCUCGUGAUUGAUGCUGACCUCACACUGUACAAUCAAAGGCUGUUGUGCACCAGAAAAUUUGGCAUUGGUACAAGUUUUGCAAGUGUUGAGUUUGACGAAUAUGAUGUUUAUUUUGAGGUGGAAUGGAGUGAUAUCAAGUAAAUGUGUGUAGUACUUUCCAUUGUUGGCUUCAAUUGCCAAGUAGGAAGCUUUUAUGUAGGCCGACUAAUUAUUGUGUAAAACAUUGUUAUUUUUGUGUUCUGUUCGCUAUUCAAACCCUUAAUCAUCUGAAGAUUGUUUGCACCCGGCGAUAUAGUAGUUGGCCGGUAUGUGUAUUAUUUCGUUAUUGAACAUAUGGGGCACUAAUUAUAUUAUCUUCUGAUUGUAUUUUCACAUUCUAUUAAAAAGUUGAGAUUACUAUUA
Messenger RNA from Cuscuta europaea, 1556 nucleotides. NCBI's taxonomy places the organism in Eukaryota, Viridiplantae, Streptophyta, Magnoliopsida, Solanales, Convolvulaceae. The record is from the annotation of a GenBank genome assembly.